AUGCACCUGCCCAGUAUUGAUUCGUUUUUGGAAGGCUGGACAGAUCAAGGAGUCCAUACUCAACCCACCCCUGUCGUUCCUGUGCGGCGAUCGCCAUCUCCGAAAAACGGCUAUCAAAACGCGCCGAUCGCUGCCCUUCCUCCAUCGGUUCCUUCCUACCGUUUCACGUACAACGAGAGGACUGCGCCAGAUGCUUGGCCAGCACAACAUGAUCCUGACCUCACGGCUUCACCGCUUACGGACGCAGUCAACUCAAUCUCUUCAGCAGCAUGCAAGAGAGAGUGCAACUGUGACCCGAGCGACCAGAUAGAGAUUCCGCAGACAAUCAAAGUGUUGAUUCCACAUACGAGGAAGAAGAAGGCAUUAUGUUAUCAAGUAACGCAACCGUCAACAGCCUCCUGGAAUUAUGCGAAAGAGGACAUUAUGGUGCUCACAGAUGAGCCAUACAAUCUGAGAUACAUGCCGACGAAACGGAACAUCUUAGCGCAUUACGGUGACUCUGGACAUGGAGGACGAAUCAUCGACUUGGAUGGUCCCCGUGUGAUGGCCACCGUCCAUCCAUCCGUUGACUGGGAGCACGCUGGUGAGAUUGUGACCGAGGACCUAUACGAUGCAAUGGCAAGUACUGACAACGCAGACUGUCAAACCCUUACUGCUGGUUGCCGCCUUAUUGCAUUGUUGAU
This is a messenger RNA of Suillus subalutaceus, 683 nucleotides long. RefSeq lists its product as uncharacterized. The transcript has 10 exons. Lineage: Eukaryota; Fungi; Basidiomycota; Agaricomycetes; Boletales; Suillaceae. The annotation marks the transcript as partial. The record is from RefSeq and is a predicted model, not a curated record.